Molecule: messenger RNA, 1029 nt
Organism: Caenorhabditis briggsae
Lineage: Eukaryota; Metazoa; Nematoda; Chromadorea; Rhabditida; Rhabditidae
Gene: Cbr-srd-33
Product: Protein CBR-SRD-33
Exons: 5
Coding region: 1-1029 (342 amino acids)
Biological process (GO): G protein-coupled receptor signaling pathway
Cellular component (GO): membrane
Molecular function (GO): G protein-coupled receptor activity
Source: RefSeq, a predicted model, not a curated record
AUGUCCAUCUGGAGAUCAGUUGCUGGUGUGCUAUCACCGCUUACUUCCGACACCUACAUGAACACCGCGGAUAGUAUCUUCGUGAUUAUCGUUACCAUUCUCACCCUAAUUGGAUUUUGCCUAAAUUUCCUCUUACUGUACCUAAUCAUCUGGAAAAGCCCACGCAGUCUAACCCCAUAUCGUAUUUUUCUGGCGAACACCACAAUAACCCAAUUGUUAUUCGCUGUUUUUGCAGUUACCAGUCAGCCAAGAGUUCUAUCAAAACAUCAGUACACAAUUGUGAUUUAUCUCGGUCCCGUGCAGUACUUUGGCUCCUGGUUUAGCUAUAUGUCCUACGUGGGAAUUCUUCACCUAUCCCUAAACUCUUUCAUCUCAUUGAUGCUCUCCAUGGUCUACCGAUACUAUUCAAUCAGAUUCCAUAAAUUCACAGCAAGCACUUCUAUAAUACUCUGCGUAUUAGGAUACAGUAUCCCUUUUCUGAUCUAUGCAUCUUGCUCAAAUGUGCUUGUGGACCAAUCGGUAGCAGUUAACAAUGAAAUUCUGGAAGGAUCUGUGAGGAAUUUGGAGAAUUAUAAUGUGGUGCUCUCAACGAAUAUUACUAACCAGUACCCACUUAUCAUUCUCGUGUUGGCCGUGACCAUUGGCUUGAUACCAAUCUAUUUUGUUAUGUAUUGGUGCCGACAUCAGAUUCAUAAAACUUUGAAGCAGACAAGAUCAGUUCAUAGUCCAUCCACAAGGGAUAAUGCAAGAAGAUUAGUUCAUGCUCUGACCAUCCAAUCCAUUAUUCCCCUGGUCUCCGUGUUCCCUGCAUCAUCAUUCUGGUGUCUUGCUCAACUGGGAAUCGUGGAGCCUACGGCCUACAGCUAUUUUAUAAUUCCAUGUCUUUCAUUGGGAUGCAUAGCUGAUCCUUUGGUCACUAUCCGAUGUGUGCUUCCAUAUAGAAAAUGGGUUUUGAAGAUGUGUCAUCGAACCACCUCGGAUACGACAUCAUCGAAUCAGGAGAAAACAACGAUUUUUUUGAAACAUUGA